AUGUUGGGUCAUGAGAGGGGAGGAUCGUUCACAUUGAAUCAAGAGCAACCACUAAAGGGUUUGAAGGACUCAAAUUUUGAUAGCUUCUUCAAUGAUGUAAUAGUGAGUUGUAAACCAUGGGAUAGUGGAGUGCAAGAUGUGAUAGCAGGUUCAUAUAAUUUUGUGUGUGCUCACGGAAGUCGUGAUGUGAGGUGUGGUGUUUGUGGGCCUGUUCUCAUUGACAAGCUCAAUGAAGAAAUUCAGCUCAAAGGAUUUAAAGAUGAUGGAAAAAUUAUGGGUCAUUGGUAUGGCUAUGUUACUCCUAAUGAUGUGCCUGCCUUGCUGGAUCAACAUAUUGCCAAGGGAGAGGUCAUACAAAAACUAUGGAGAGGCCAAAUGGGGCCACCUAUUGCUGAAGUUAAGGGAGAAAAUGACGAGAAGCUUGCUAAUGGAAAGAAUAUUAAUGUAGAAAGUAACAAUAAAAACAUUGUUGGUUGUUGCCAAGGUGUUGAUGGGGUUUCUUGUGGCCACCUAUUCCUCGGAUACGUUUGA
Medicago truncatula (barrel medic) is the source of this 531-nucleotide messenger RNA. RefSeq lists its product as uncharacterized. The record is from RefSeq and is a predicted model, not a curated record. NCBI's taxonomy places the organism in Eukaryota, Viridiplantae, Streptophyta, Magnoliopsida, Fabales, Fabaceae.